This is a messenger RNA of Tachysurus vachellii, 6039 nucleotides long. RefSeq names its product desmoglein 2 like (gene dsg2l). Gene Ontology annotation, cellular component: desmosome; plasma membrane. Gene Ontology annotation, molecular function: calcium ion binding. Bases 95 to 3310 code for a protein of 1071 amino acids. The transcript is spliced from 14 exons. The record is from RefSeq and is a predicted model, not a curated record. Gene Ontology annotation, biological process: homophilic cell-cell adhesion. NCBI's taxonomy places the organism in Eukaryota, Metazoa, Chordata, Actinopteri, Siluriformes, Bagridae.
CAGAGCUCUCCAGCUGCAGCACUCGCACUAACGCACUCGCACUAACGCACUCACACCAACACACUCACACUCCCUACUACUGUUGUGGACUUAAAUGGCGACGUUUUUACCCUUCUGCGUUUUAAUAACCACGUUUUGUUCUACUGUAAUCUGGGUUGAAGCUGAUAAGGGAGAACUACGGACGCUUCAGAGACAGAAAAGAGAAUGGAUCAUCCCUCCGAAGCAGCUGUAUGAGAAUGUGGAUUAUACCGGUGAAAAAUUUAUUGCAAAAAUCCGAUCAGAUGAAGAGACCAGGGAGAAUAUUGUAUAUUCUCUAUUAGGACCUGCAGUGGACGAGGGAUUAUUCAGCGUAGGCAAAAAGGACGGCUACGUCAAGAUCCAUGGCAUCUUGGACAGAGAAACAACGGCUUUUUAUGAACUCAAAGGGAGAGCAUCGCUAACUAAUGGAGUACUCGCUGAAAAGGACCUCAAUUUGAAGAUCAUAGUUCUAGACCAGAAUGACAACCCUCCUGUGUUUAAGUUUGAGGUGACUGGUUCUAUCGAUGAGCUCAGUGAUGUAGGCACCUACGUAAUCUCGAUCACAGCGACUGAUAUUGACGAGAAAGACACCCUACAUACACAAAUUGCCUACAACGUUAUACAGCAGGAGCCGGCUGGAGAAAAGAUGUUCACAAUCGACAGAACAACUGGCGAAAUCAAAGUCAGAAUAAACACCCUGGACCGAGAGACACAUGAAACCUACCGACUGAUUAUCACAGGUACAGACAUGAACGGAGGCGUGUCAGACAGAAUGAACAGACCAUUGACAGGAACAGGGACUGUGAUCAUAAACAUUUCUGAUGUCAAUGACAACAUCCCCAUAUUAGAGGAGAGAGAUUACGUGGGUAGUGUGGAGGAGAACAUCAGACAUGUGGAAGUGAUCCGGAUUAAGGCCAUAGACUUGGACAAAGUCUAUACAGAAAACUGGGAAGCCGUGUACACCAUCGUCUCAGGAAAUGAGGCCGGUUAUUUCAACAUCACAACAGACCGCAAAACUAACGAGGGAAUCCUGAUGGUCAAGAAGGAGCUGAACUAUGAAGAAUUGAAAGAGGUCCAUCUGAAAGUGGUGGUCAACAACAAGGCAGCAUAUCACAAGUCAGUGGUGGUUGGCAGUCCUCAAAUAUACCCCAUUAAGAUCAACGUAUUGAACGUGCCCGAAGCUCCUCAUUUCCAACCUGUUGUCAAAGUCAUUUACGUCUCUGAAAACAGCAAAACCAUUGACCUGACCAAGGUCAUCACUACCUACAAAGCCACGGAUAGCGAUACAAUGUUAAUCGCCACUAACGUCAGGUAUGUUAAAGGAGAAGAUGUCGACAACUGGGUGAGCAUUAAUGAGAAAACAUCUGAGAUCAAACUCAACAAAUAUCCAGACCGGGAGUCAAAGCACCUGAGAAAUGGAACAUACUACAUCAAAAUCUUAGCAAUCACCGAUUCUUUUACACCGAAAACUGCGACAGGAACCCUUGCUAUUCAGGUGGAGGAUUACAACGACCACUGUCCCAUUCUGACCAGCUCAAUCGAAACGCUUUGUUACGGCAGCAGUGCAGUAUACGUCACAGCCACGGAUGGGGAUAAUUUCCCCAACGCAGAACCUUUCGACUUCACAGUUGUUACCAAGGACACAAAAAAGAAAUGGAGCAUCGAGCAUCUUAAUGCAACAACAAGCAUUUUACGCAGCCAGGAGGUAAGCCUAUGGCCGGGACUAUACACAGUGGAGCUGGAGGUUAAAGACCAGCAGGGAAAGUCCUGUGAGGUUCAAAAGCUUCAGGUAUCUGUGUGCAAAUGUACCGAGGCACAAGUGUGCAGUCCUGCGAGACUGACCGGCAGAGGCACUGUACUGGGACCAGGCGCUAUUCUGGCUCUACUGCUAGGAAUCCUGCUUCUCUUGGUGAUCCCGCUGCUUUUGCUGAUAUGUGAGUGUGGAGGAGCUGCAGCUGCUGGUAGGUUCCAGGCUUUCCCAUUCGAGCAAAAACAGCAACUCAUCACCUACCACACAGAAGGCCAAGGAGAGGAUAAGGAACUAGCACUGUUGCCUCAGAUGCCUGGAGGAGGUGGCAGCAGCGGCAAAUGGGUAGCUGGAUCGGGAGCUGGUUGUGGAGCUGGUUGGGGAGCACGUGAACACUGGAAGAAAUAUGGAUGGGAAUCUGAAGAGGAAUAUAUAAAGUGGUGUCUUAAACAUGCUCACAAUGCAACUGGAAACAAUGGACAGUCUGAAUUUUUUACAGUGAGCACCCUGGAUUCCAUGGCUCUAUCCGAGGACUUCUUAAGGGAGUACUAUGCAAAGAAAACGUGGGAAAGUAUGUACCAGGAAGCUAAUAUGGACCAAUUUCUGGUGUCUGGUCAUGAAGACUGCGUCUCAGUCAUGAGCUCCUUUGAUGAUCUCAGCACCUAUUUACACGAAGAAAACAAUCUGGAUUUCCUCAAUGACCUCGGGCCUAAGUUUAGAAGGCUCGGUAAGAUAUGCCGUGGCUCGGAUAUGGAACUCGAGGUCAGCUCCUCUCCCACGCCUGACAUAAACAUCUCCUCCGGUUCACAAGUGGGCGUCAAUGUGAAAGGUGCUGUUGAUGUUGUUCACAAUGAAGCUACCUCUGUCUCUGCAUCCAGCUCCUCCUCCACCAACCAAAUCACCACUACAAAUUAUGCAGAGAAUGUUAGCAGUGGAGUCGCUACAUCAGCAGCAACUGUGGGCCAAACUCUGUUCAUCCAGCAGCCACCUGUCUACCUUUCCUCUACACCCAUGUACGUAGUGGAGCAACAGCGUCAGCCUGCUCUUUUUCUAGCUUCUGGUCAAAUCCUGGGUGUUCAGGAACAGAACGUGGUGCUGGUAGAAAAAGGGGCUACCAACAUGGCAAUCGCAGCCCAGAACACCCUUCCAGGCCUUCAUCUGCAGCAAGCAAACACCAGAGUUCUGGUGGAUCCAGGAAUUGGAGGCACACUGGUGCGUGGUUUCUCAGGCCGCUCUGAGCCUCAGGGCACUGUUUCUGGUACCUUUUGUAUUGUGGAGAGCCAACGAGUAGAGAACACAGAGCCUGCGCAUGUCAUGCAGAGCUCCUCACACUCCAGCAUCAGAAAGAGUCAGCAUAUACAGAUCGAAGGGCAAAGUGGAGGGAGCUUGGCUAUAGGAAAUGCAUCAAGUUUCGCAAAUCCCAUUUCCAUAUCUCAGAAAGAUCUCUUUUCUGUGCCAAAUGAUGGUACUCAACAAGAAGUGCGAGAGAAACGGGUUUCAGUUGUCAAGAAAAGUUUCCAAUCAAGCUCCAUGUCCACCUCCUAAUGCUACUACAAACAUUCUCACUCAUUCUACAUGCCACAUUUCCAUUUUUUCAGCAUUUAACCCAUGCAGCCAUUAGUGCUGUGAGGAAUAUGACAAAGAACCGAAUUCCUAAAAGAGAAACUAAAAGAGAAAGGUGAAGACUUUUUGAACAUCUGUUAAUAUAAUUCCGAGUGAUUGCCAUGAGUAAUUGAUUAAUCUUUUAAUUUUAACUUAAUUAUUAAAAUACAAGUCAUAUGCCAUAUUUGAUUGGUAUUACUGUCUCUGAUGUUUUCCUCGGACAUGGUCGCCUCACACCUCCAGGGUUGGGGAUUUGAUUCCCGCCUCUGCCUUGUGUGUGUGGAGUUUGCAUGUUCUCCCCGUGCCUCGGGGGUUUCCUCCGGGUACUCCAGUUUCCUCCCCCGUCCAAAGAAAUGUAUGGUAGGUUGAUUGGCAUCUCUGGAAAAUUGUCCGUAGUGUGUGAUUGCGUGAGUGAAUGAGUGUGUGUGUGUGCGCCCUGCGAUGGGUUGGCACUCCAGUCCAGGGUGUAUCCUGCCUUGAUGCCCGAUGACGCUUGAGAUAGGCACAGGCUCCCCGUGACCCGAGGUAGUUUGGAUAAGCGGUAGAAAAUGAGUGAGUAAGUGAGCGCAGUUUUAUUCCCCACCGCAACAAGCAUCUUACGCCUGUAAAAUAACCAGUAAAAUUAUCAGAUGAUUGCUGGGUUGGUCUGUAAUGCGGUCUAUAAUUCUUCUGGAGAAGAGAGAGACUACAUGAAAGCAUGACAGUUGUCACAUUAUGUUUUUCUACAGAAAGAAUGCAUAACUCUAGUAUUCUGUUAUAGUUCUAAUGUUUUGUUAUUAGCAUAAAUUGGUGCUGCUACGCAAAAUAAAAUGUCACAUAUAUCCCAGGCUGAUUAUUAUAAAACGCAAUUAUUAUUGAGUCAUUUGAAAAUUGUCUGUAUUUUAAGUGUGUUUGAAUAUAUGACAAUAAUGUCCAUUACUAAUAAUUAGGCUUUUGGGGGAGGUUUUGCUAUACCGGUGUGAAUUUCAUGCUACAGUGAGAGUUUGUACACACAACAUGUAUCAGCAGGUUAUUUUUAUUUUCAGGUAGCAGAUAGAUUCAGUUUCUUUGUUUACGUGUCUGGUUUUCAUUUCUAAGCCAGUAAUAGAAAAAGACUGCGCAUUUCCUUCAUAUUACUUUAUCUUCAUUACUUUCCACUGAUUUCAAAAUGAAUGCAUCGCACAAACGCGCACAUACACAAACGUAGACAAAUUACACAAUUCUGUUUUCAUUAUGUAUGCGCUCCUUGAGUGGUGCAGUGCCAACUGUUGGAAUAAAACACUGGAAUUAAAAUGAUUUUUAUUUAGUGUGUUCGGGUGACUGACGCACUCUAAAUCGCACAAGAAUUGUACGCUGUUGGUACGAGCACCGGGCGAAAUUGUGCUGUAAGGCAGAUUAAAAUCUCUAAUACUGUGUUGGAGCAAACUGGAAGCCAUCCUCCGUUUCUUCUUUUGGAUUCAGAACCAGUUUUUCAACACAAGACAGGAAUUUCUACUUCCCAACCUGUUUUUUGCAAAUGUUACUUACUAUGGCACUCUCCCAGAUAUUAACCCUAUCAAUCAUUUGCAUUUCUUAGAACAAAAAAGAUACCAAAGUUACAAAUGUUUUUUUGCCCGCAUUUCUGGGUUCAUUUUAGCAGAUAACCUGCAAAUACUUUUUGUUUGUUUGUUUGUGUCUUUUUUAAUUGUAUAUAAUUGUAUUGUAUAUAUGUGCCAUGAUAUGUUAUGUCUGACUGCUGUAGCUAAAAUGUCUGUUUUGGUUUAUACACCUUUCUCCUACCCACACCUGAUGGAGUAUUGACCAAUCCUACAAGCCCAAGGAAUAAUGACCAAGCGUGCUCACUCCUGCAAAUAAUUUGACCAAUCUUGCCAGCUCCUGAAGGAAUUUGGAUCAACCAAUGCCCAUUCCAGGAGUUUUUCUGCCAAAAUGCUUUAGUAAUUUGGACCAAAUUGGACCAAUCCCUGCCCACUACUGUAGAAAGUUUCACUAAAGUUCUAAACAAUCCUGCUAAAUCCUUUAGAAAGUUUGACCAUUUCUGAAGUUCUGCCCAAGCCUUCAAAUUCCUGAAGUAUUUAUGAUCAAUUAAACCCACUACUGUAGAAAUUUUGAUCAAUCCUCCCCAUUUGUGAAGGAUUUCUGACCAAUCCUGCACACUCCUUUUGAAAGAUCCUGUCAACUCCUAUAGAAGGUUUGGCCAAUCCAAGUGACCAGUCCUGUCUAUUCAUUGACCAUUGACCAAUAUUGCACAAAGUUUGAACCAACCUUCUGGUUUCUAUUGGAAUUCUGACCAGUAUUCUCUUCUCCUACAAUGCAAUACGUAAAACUUUUUGCCAGUUUUUGCCCAGUAUGCGACCCACCCCUACUUUUAAGCGUGUUGCUGCUGUUAUUUGUGGUGAAGGGUUGUGCUGAUUAGAGCAUAAUUGUGUUUGUGCUCAACAUACUGCAAAAUAUAAUGGGUGUUUCAAAUCUCCGUUGCCAACGUGAACAUGUGAUCCUUAUUUUUAAAAGUAAAUCAUUUGAAAUGGAGGGAUUUUCUGUUUAAGGAAAGGGUGCUUGAUUAAAUAGCAUGUGCUGCUUUAACAUUUAAUUCUUUUUAUUCUCAAAAAACAAAGUUACAGUAAUCGUAAUGUCGAGAAUGAUUGAUUGGUUACUAAUACUGUAUGAAUGCAAUAAAAAUGGGAUUUUUUAAUUAA